Messenger RNA from Peronospora belbahrii, 3018 nucleotides. Lineage: Eukaryota; Oomycota; Peronosporomycetes; Peronosporales; Peronosporaceae. The record is from the annotation of a GenBank genome assembly.
AUGGAGGAAUCGUUAUACGAUGAAUUUGGGAAUUACAUUGGACCAGAGCUUCAUACUAGUGAUGAUGAUGAUGAUGAUAAUGAUAAUGAUGAUGCAUCAUCAUCAUCAUCAUCAUUCUCUACUACUUCAGAAACUAAUGAAAAUAAAAGUACAUUCAAUCAUGAUGAAACUAAAGUGAACGAUAGCAAACACCAAGUCGGUAGCUUAUUGUUACUUCAGACAACAGACGAUCAAGAUACGAUUAUCCUGCAUGAAGAUAAACAGUAUUAUCCCACUGCAAAGGAAGUGUAUCAAGAUGCUGAGACGUUAAUUAUGGAAGAAGAUGCACAACCAAUUGAAACCCCAAUUAUUGAACCCCUGAAAGUCAAGAGUUUUUCCAUUUUAGAACCAAAAGUGCCUCAAACGACCUAUUCCAGUGCGUUUCUAACGAGUUUAAUGGAUCAUCCACAACUUGUUCGUCAUCUUGCAAUUCUUGGUGACUUACAUCAUGGAAAAACAGUCUUUCUCGAUUUAUUCAUACAGGAAACACAUGUGGCAAAAUGGGAUCCAGCAAUGGAAAAACGAUUUACAGAUUCAAGAAAAGAUGAACAGGAACGAAAAGUGACCAUCAAGAGCAAUCCGGUAUCGCUAGUUUUGCCAACGUCAAGAGGAAAACAUUAUUUGCUUAAUGUAUUGGAUUGUCCAGGUCAUGUCAAUUUCUCGGACGAAACAACAGCCGCGUUGCAAGUUGCAGAUGGAGCGGUGGUGGUAGUAGACGCGAUCGAAGGCGUGAUGAUGAAUACGGAGAGAUUGGUAAAAGCUGCAUUACGAGCAAAUGUGACGAUUGUUUUAGUGGUGAACAAGGUGGAUCGAUUGAUUAUUGAGCUCAAAUUACCACCAGCUGAUGCGUACUUUAAAUUGCUACACACGAUUGAAGAAAUUAAUGCGAUUAUUGACGUAAACACACCGGCUGGUCAGGUAAAACAACGGCUGUCACCGGAACUAUGCAACGUGUGCUUUGCGUCGGGUCAACACGGAUGGAGCUUCACGUUGGAAUCGUUUGCCCAAAUUUACGCCGAGACGUAUCCCGGUGUUCCUUCGUCGACGUUGGCGGCGCGGUUCUGGGGAGACAUGUACUUUAACCCUCAGACAAGGACAUUCACGAAGAAAUUGCCAUACCCUGGUGCAUUGAGGUCGUUCAUCCAGUUUGUCCUGGAGCCGCUUUACAAAAUGUACUCGAAAGUACUUAAUGGUGACCCGAAAGAGCUAUCUGCGUCGCUACGGGUGAUGGGCUUACGUUUGAGGAAGGAGGAGCUAAACCUAAAUCCGCGGCCGUUGCUAAAACUUGUGCUUGGCAAAUUUUUUGGCAAUGUAACUACGGGUUUCGUGGAUAUGAUCGUACGUCACGUCCCUUCGCCGCUUGCGACGGCAAAGACUAAACUCAAAAACAUUUACACUGGAAACCAGUCUUCUGAAAUGAGUAUUGUGCGAGGCAUCGAGUCGUGCGACCCAAAGGCGCCUUUGAUGGUCAACAUUGUGAAGCUGUACUCGUCUCCUGACGGCGCCACGUUUAGUGCGUUUGGUCGCAUAUACUCGGGUGAAGUUUGCGAGAACAAGGAUGUUAAGGUUUUGGGAGAAGCGUAUAGUGCUGAAGACGACGAGGACAUGUGCACACGGACUAUUGAAGGCGUGUUCAUUGCUCAAGGGCGUUACAAGAUUCAGGUUGACCGCAUUCCAGCAGGCAACUGGGUCUUGCUUGAAGGCGUGGAUGCUUCGAUUACAAAAAGUGCGACAAUUACAGAUGCUGAUGAGGAUCUCCUGCAGGAUGAAGAAGUCGGCAUUUUCCAACCCAUUCACCUAUCCUAUGGCACUACAGCUGUGAUGAAACUUGCUGUUGAGCCGUUGAACCCGGCUGAACUGCCGAAGAUGCUUGAGGGACUACGAAAAAUAAGCAAAAGUUAUCCUCUUGUUCGCACAAAGGUGGAAGAAAGUGGUGAGCACGUGAUUCUCUGCACAGGUGAGCUGGCCGCCGACUGCAUUCUUCACGAUCUGCGGCGCAUGUACUCGGAGGUUGAAAUCAAGGUUGCCGAUCCCGUUGUUGCUUUUUGCGAGACUGUUGCGGAGACCUCUUCUGUUCAGUGCUUUGCCGAGACUUUGAAUCGGAAAAACAAGAUCACCAUGAUCUCCGAGCCAUUGGACGCAGGUCUUUCUCAAGACAUUGAGCUGGGUGCCAUCAAGCUGGACAUGAGUAAGGCAGACAUUGCUAGCUUCUUCCAGAGCAAAUAUAAAUGGGAUGCUCUUGCUGCUCGUUCGGUAUGGGCUUUUGGUCCCGAGAGCAACGGACCCAACGUUUUGCUCGACGAUACGCUUCCUACAGAGGUGAACAAGUCAUCGUUGAAUCUGAUUAAGGAUAGUAUCGUGCAGGGAUUCCAGUGGAGUUGUCGUGAGGGCCCACUAUGUGACGAGCCGAUCCGCAACACCAAAUUCAAGAUCCUGGACGCCACUAUCGCAUCGGAACCAAUUCACCGCGGUGGUGGUCAGCUAAUUCCUACUUCCCGUCGCGUGGCCUACUCGGCCUUCCUCACUGCCACGCCGCGCAUGUUGGAGCCCAUGUAUGCGCUUGAAAUUCAGUGUCCUGCCGACACGGUGUCGUCUCUAUAUCAGGUCCUGAGUCGUCGACGUGGCCACAUUACACACGAUGCUCCUAAGGCUGGCUCUCCACUAUACACAGUGCGUGGCUUUGUUCCAGUGAUCGAGUCAUUCGGACUGGAGACAGACCUGCGCGUGUUCACACAGGGCCAGGCAUUUAUCACCCAAGUGUUUGAUCACUGGGCGGUCGUUCCGGGUGAUCCACUGGAUACCAAUGUCGUGCUGCGUCCAUUGGAACCUGCUCCAGUAAACGAUUUGGCUCGUGAGUUCAUGGUGAAGACUCGGCGUCGCAAGGGACUGAGCGAGGAUGUGAACGUUAGCAAGUACUUUGACGAACCCAUGCUACGCGAAUUGGCGAGGCACGAGACCGAGCUGCAGAACCUCAUCUAG